Acanthamoeba castellanii str. Neff is the source of this 1653-nucleotide messenger RNA. RefSeq lists its product as uncharacterized. The record is from RefSeq and is a predicted model, not a curated record. The coding region runs from base 1 to 1653 and encodes 550 amino acids. Lineage: Eukaryota; Discosea; Longamoebia; Acanthamoebidae. The transcript has 2 exons.
AUGAGCUCCGUAUCGACGCCUCCGCCCGUAAAACUCACAUGGUCCGGGUCGGCCACCAUCAAGCCUGCGGUGAAGCACUUCAACAUGCCCUCUUUCAACGGUGUCACCCCCUCCGGCCCGCCCAAUCUCACCAUCGCCAGCCCCACCCGCGCCUUCAACCUCAACCGCUCGCCCCGCUCCCCGAAAAUACUCAUCUCCAGCCCCGCUACGAGCCCGACCACAAGCCGCCCAGCUACGCCCACAUCCCUGUCCUUCGCGCCCAUAGCCGAGAACAGCCCGCGCCGCACGAUCGAGAUCGAGGCCGGCGUCGAGAGCAGCGUGGUUGUACGCGAGGAAGUGGAUCGCGUGGAGCGGCACAAGGAGGAGGAGGAGGCGCGCGCCUGCGAGCUGCGCGAGCGGCUAAGGCGCGAGCAGGAGACCAGCGACGCCCUUGCGGCCAUCGAAUGCCUCCUUCCGGGCCUCGAGAGCGCCCCCGUCAUGGCUCGUGAGCCCCCCGCGUCUACCACGCUCUACUCAGCGCCGGCAGCUCCGACCUCUGCGGCGGCGCCCGUGCGCCCCAAGGCCGACGAUGCGCUACUGCGGCAGCAGCGCGAACUCGAGGCCCAGCGCGAGCAGCUGAGGCGCGAGCAGGCCGAGUGGGAGGAGAUGAAGCGGGCGCAACAGGCCAAGAACCAACGAGCCCGGGAGCUGGACCACCACCGCGAGCAGUUGCAGCGCGAGCAACAGGAGCGCGAGCAGCUCCAGCGCGAGUUGGAGGCCCAGAAGGCGCAGCUCCAGCGCGAGAAGGAGCAGUGGGAGCGACAGAAGCGGGAGAUGCAGGAGAGAGAGGAGGCGGAGCUGAGGGAGAAGGAGGCCAAGGAGCGGGAGCUGAAGGAGCAGCUGAGGCGGGAGAAGGAGCAGUUGGAGAAGGAGCACCAGCAGCUCAAGCUGAUGAAGGAGAAGGAAAUGAUUCAAGAAAAGAGAAAAGAAGAAGAAAAGGAGACCACCAAGGAGCAGCAGGUGAGGAAGGAGCAGGAGCUUAAGGAGAAGCUGCAGAAGGAGAAGGAGCAAAUCGAAAAGGAACACAAGCAGAUGAUGGAGAGGAGAGAGAAUGAGCAGAAGAGAGCCCAAGAGUUGAAGGAGACACAGCUCAGGGAACAGCAACUGAAGGAGAAGAAGGCGCUUCAACUACAACAGCAGCAGCAGCAACAUCAGGAGAAGCAGAACAGCCAGAACGUGGGCCACGACGACGAGAAUGUGAAGAAUGAGGACCUGAGCCGGGAGGCCCUCAUCCAGAGGUUCAUCAGGGUCAUGGAGGGCAUCAAGGCCACGACGGCUGGCGGCGACCUGACCUACCAGGGCGAGACGGCGGUCAAGGCGGUCAUGCUCGCCCGCGACAUCAGCCUGCGCGUCGACAAGCACCUCGAUGACCAGGCGGCCGCCAUGCCGGCCGACCUCGACGACGACACCUUUUCGUCCCUGUCCACCUCCAUGGAUGAUAUCCGCGACGAGCUCCUCUUCGUCGCUACUACCACUGCUCGCUUCAUCGCCGGCUGGAGGGACGGGAAGCACGAUCAGGCCGCGAUCCAAACGUCGGUGGAUGCCAUGGCUGCGAAGGCCCUCGCGCUGCUCUCCCGCCUCUCUACCCUCGCCCACGUCCUCUCUCGCUGCUGA